Molecule: messenger RNA, 501 nt
Organism: Morchella sextelata
Lineage: Eukaryota; Fungi; Ascomycota; Pezizomycetes; Pezizales; Morchellaceae
Exons: 1
Coding region: 1-501 (166 amino acids)
Molecular function (GO): nucleic acid binding
Source: RefSeq, a predicted model, not a curated record
AUGCGCAUUGAACAACGGCAUAUCGCCCUGAUUACCGACAACUGUUCGACGCACCCCAAUUCUCUCCGACCAUCAAAUAAUUAUUCAGGCCCUCCCCCGCCUGUACUCACCAAUAUCACCUUGAUAUACCCACCACCAAAUACUAUAUCUCGUCUCCAGCUACUUGAUCAAGGUAUUAUCAAAGCCUUUAAGGCUACGUACUGCAGACACUAUGCUGACAACAUGGUUCAACACUUCAAUCAGAAUGGUGUUACGCCUCAACGCCUUGAUAUUCUGCAGGCGAUACAUCUAAUUGCAAGAGCGUGGGAUUCAAUUUCAACAGAGACAAUUGUUAACUGUUGGAGGAAGGCCGGAAUUUGUGGACAGGACUAUCAAAAUCAAGAACGCACUCUCGAUGAUCAAUUACAGCACUUUGUCGCGCAGCAGCGCACCUAUUGUCAGAUCGCAAUGCGCCAAAUCUUUGAUCCACUAUCAAGCUUUCAGACUCCAGAUCCAAAUUAG